Messenger RNA from Caretta caretta (loggerhead turtle), 3757 nucleotides. NCBI's taxonomy places the organism in Eukaryota, Metazoa, Chordata, Testudines, Cheloniidae. The record is from RefSeq and is a predicted model, not a curated record.
GUGUGUUUUCUAAACGCCUCGGAUUUAGAUCGUCUCCCUCCACUUUCAAAGUGACGCCGGUUUUCGGCACUUUUAAAAAAGAGAGAGGGAGAGAAAACCUCUCCCACAAAGCCUAAAGCGAAUUCACUUGAAAAAAGUUUGACACCAACGAUGGAAGCUUUUAAUCCUAUUUCAGAAGAAAACCGGGCCUGGGAAUGCCCCUCUAAAAGUUGGAGGUGGUCAAACAUCAAAACAAUACAAAUAAGAGUGGUUUUUUGUUUUUUGUUUUGGUUCUGAGAAUUUAAAAAAUGUAAUUUAAAUUCUUCUAUAAGGAUUUUAGUGAAACAGAUCUGCGAAUGAACAAUGUGUGUGUUAUACUCACACACAAAUAUGCACACGUAAUAUUAUUUACGAAACCAAUAUCUUGUUUUUCUCACUAAUAGAAGAAAGAUUUGCAAAUUAUUUACAAUUAGGUUCAAGAGGAAAUACAAUAAUAAGUAUGUGAAUUUAUGAAUUAAUUCAUGCAGUUCAGGAAAGUUAAAAAAAAAAAAACCCAACCACCCCCAAGUAAUAUACUAAUUAAAAACCUUCCUUAGACGUGGAUUGGGGUUUGCAGUAACAUAGGAACUGAAAUAGAGGAAGGUGGCUUUGUUUAUAACUUGGCAGAGAUGUAUUUAUUUAAUGAAAUAUCCACCUUUGAAUAUGGGGGAAAGGAAACCCUGAAGUGCCUCAGACAUUCACUUUUUCGGUGCAUGAACUUGGAAUUAAAGGAGAUGGGUUUUUUGUUGCACGAAAAAUAAAUUAACUUCCCUGUUAAGGAGUUCAUUAAAAAUAGCUGUCUGUGCAGGAAGCCAGCCAGUCUAAAUAUCACUGUCCAAAUCUUCUAGAGACUAGUACACUUGGAAAUUCCUUCCCCUUUGUCCGCCAUUUUGGAAAAAAAAUUAGCUUUCUCAGAGUUGCAAAGUCCUUGGCUCUUUCCAAGAGAAGGACAACAUUUUAUGAAAGAAAUGCUAAUGGUUUAAUCUGUCAGGAUGUGUUAAUGUCACACUUUGGAAUCCCGAAGCGGGGUACAAAAGUAAAUCGUUUUUUGUUUUUGUUUUUGUUUUUUUGGGAGGUGGGAAGGCGACUGCAUUCCAAGUAGGUGUCAGAAGGGCUAGGAUACAACAACCAAAGGCAAUCUGUGGCUGGAAAAUUCUGCUUCCACCAUCACCAAAUGCAAGAGUGGAAUGCAUGGUGAUGUGCAUCUCCCUGUAAACACAGUCUUGCAAUGGAAGGAACAUGCUACUGAUCUUUAAUGUUCCUCUUGUACUAACAGGGGAAAUUUGGAAGCAAGUUUAGCCAUGUGGUGAUUUCUGUUUGGAAGUUAAAUGCUUGUUUGUUUAGCGUUAGCUCCAUAAUCAGGAGUUUCUGAAAGCCUAAUAAAUCUCUUACUUACCUCUAAAUCUAAUUACCCAAAGUACUAAUUAGGUGAAAAAUGGCUGAUGGAAAUCACUGCAAACGUGGAAUGAUCCUGGUGGGACAGAAAAGUUUGCCUCUUUCCAAGAUGGCAUUUCAGCUCCGCAUUUUGGGGUUCGUAGCAGUUGAAUGCGGCAAAAGCUGGGACCCCUGAUUUCAGCCAGCCCGCCGGGACCCCGACUCUCCGCUCCCGAGGGAAUCGAGACCUUCCGGGCCUUUCCCCCUUCCCCGGAUUUUUGGCCGACUCUCCUCCAACCACAACUUUAGCAUGAUGUCUUAUCUCAAGCAACCACCUUACGCAGUCAACGGGCUGAGUCUGACAACCUCGGGCAUGGACUUGCUUCAUCCUUCGGUGGGAUACCCGGCGACCCCUCGGAAGCAGCGGCGGGAGCGCACCACCUUCACCCGGGCGCAGCUGGACGUGCUGGAGGCGCUGUUCGCCAAGACCCGCUACCCGGACAUCUUCAUGCGCGAGGAAGUAGCUCUGAAAAUCAACCUGCCCGAGUCCAGGGUGCAGGUGUGGUUCAAGAACCGGCGGGCCAAGUGCCGCCAGCAGCAGCAGCAGCAGCAGAAUGGGGGCCAGAACAAAGUGCGGCCGGCCAAGAAGAAGAGCUCCCCGGCCCGGGAAGUAAGUUCGGAGAGCGGGGCCAGUGGGCAGUUCACUCCCCCCUCCAGCACCUCCGUCCCGGCCAUUUCCAGCAGCAGCGCUCCCGUGUCCAUCUGGAGCCCGGCUUCCAUCUCCCCACUCUCAGACCCACUGUCCACAUCCUCUUCUUGCAUGCAGCGGUCCUACCCCAUGACCUACACCCAGGCUUCAGGCUACAGCCAAGGAUACGCGGGCUCAACCUCCUACUUCGGGGGGAUGGACUGUGGAUCUUAUUUGACCCCGAUGCACCACCAGCUUCCGGGACCAGGGGCCACACUCAGUCCUAUGGGCACCAAUGCAGUCACCAGCCACCUCAACCAGUCCCCAGCUUCCCUCUCCACCCAGGGCUAUGGAGCAUCAAGCUUGGGCUUUAACUCAACCACCGAUUGCUUGGAUUAUAAGGACCAAACCGCCUCCUGGAAGCUAAACUUCAAUGCUGACUGCUUGGAUUAUAAAGACCAGACAUCUUCAUGGAAGUUCCAGGUUUUGUGAAGGCCUGUAGGACCCCUUUGUUAUAAGAAUAAAUAUUAAUAAUAAUAAAUAAUAAUAAACACGCUGGGCUGAACAUUCCAGUUUUAGUCAGGUCUUGGUUAAAUUAAAGAGGAAAAAAAAAGAAAAAAAAAGAAAAGAAGAAAGAGACAGUUGGUGUGAUCAUACCUAGAUUCACCUCCUGCCCAAAAGCUCUGGAAAGGAAUAAAGAAGAAAUGAAGGAAGAAGGCCUUAAAAGGACAGAUCAUCUACUGAGCAGAAGCAGACAGACCAACCUGUGUUCUUUAUAGUUUUAGCCAAUUGUUGGGUUUCUUUGUUUGAAAGGAAUGGCAGAUCAUUCCACUUAUGGGCCAGUUUUAAAAAGAAAGUCUAGGUUUGGGUGUGGUUUUUUUUUUUUUCUCCUUUCUUUUGUGUGUGUAUGGAAAGAUCCUUCACCCAGAGGUUUCCAGCGUGCUAGCCAACCCUUGGUUAAAAAUCUUUGGAAUGGACAGCAUCUCUCUCUCUCUCUUUCUCUUUCUCUCGCUCAAGUUCAUUCAACUGUUUCAUGCCCAACUUGCUAGUUGGCACUGACAGACCUUGGGUCAGGGUUGUGUGGGUUGUGUGACUGAUUGUCCUAGCUGCACUACUUUAUUUAAAAAAAAGAAGAAGAAGAAAUGUUCAUAAGGAGUCAAUAUGUAGUUUUUAAGAGACAAUCAGUGUGUGUCUUAUAUAAAUGGUACAUCUGUGGUUUUUAAUCUGUGCUAGACUUCAAAACUGUGAUCUCCUGUAUUGUAUGCAACUGUGAACUCCUCCCCAGCAGGGGUUCUGCUGUGAUUUAAAUAGGUUAUAAUUAUAAGUGAAAUUCAGAGCAACUGAGUUACCUAGUAUCAUCUUUUAAAAAAAUCGCCUUUCACCACAGGUGAACUGUACUGAAACUUUUUCCAACAAACUGUCUCUGAAUGAAAGAGAAAGAAGAAAACCACACAAGGACACUAAACUCAUCCGUAGUAACUUACUGCUGGCCAAGCCGGCAGUAGAAACAAAACAGGACAUUGGUCAAUUGCUCUGACCUUGAUGAAUUUACACGGAGACAUUCGUUGUCGUUUAUGCUUGCAGAUGUUAAUUGAGAAAAAAGAUAUAUAUGCAUAAACCUUUUUUUCCCUGGAUUUGGCAGAUAUGUAUAAUUAUAUUAAAAUGGUUCUAGCACAA